Osmia lignaria (orchard mason bee) is the source of this 6642-nucleotide messenger RNA. The record is from RefSeq and is a predicted model, not a curated record. NCBI's taxonomy places the organism in Eukaryota, Metazoa, Arthropoda, Insecta, Hymenoptera, Megachilidae.
UUUCUUUUUAUUGAAAUACGUGUGGGACGAAUUUGACUGGUGCGCCCAUGACGUCAAUGGGAACAAUAGUUAUAGUACGUGUUACGCGUGUCAAAUUGCCGCCCGAUGUGUUAUUGAACAACUCGUCAAUUAACAGCGAUAGGUUGUUUGAUUUUUAUUAGUCAUACGCAGAGAUUUGGCAGUGACAAUGUAUUUUCUAAAUGCAUCUUUCUCUCUUUUAUAAUUUUUCAUUUAUCAAUUUGUUUUAAAACGAUCAGGGGAAAGGUGGUAGUAGUAACAUGAUGGAGAACAAAAGUAAACAAUUUCCCAUAAGAAAUAUGUUUCUUUCAGUGUAGUUACACUUAGAGGAUGUGAAGUAAUUUGUAAUUUACUGUUAAGAUCUCUCGCGUAGGAGGUCAGGGUCGUGGUAAAGCUGAAAAGCAAAUAUCUCUCCCUCCUGAGUGACUGUCGUAUCGAUGAAAAACACGAUGCAAGGAUGGAGUCCAUAGGCGCGCGUGGUAUUUCCGUUUGAUCUUUGCAAAGAAAACAAAACCGUGGUCGCAGGAUAAAAGGCAAGAAUGGCGAACACGGCUCAUCUGGUCCGUCGGCAAAGCUCUCGCGAUUUGAAGCCCCAAAAAAGCGUGGACAAGCUCGAAAUGAAAGAAAUGAGAGGGAGAUUAGUGGUUGAUAAUAGGAAGAACAUCACCACUGCCAAUUAUGGGGCCACGAACGCAGCCUUUGAGGACUCCAGUCCUAAUACGAAGAACAAAACGGGGAAUGGGGGCGGGGUUAGUAAGCUCGGAAGUAACGAAGGAAAAGCAAUCUUUCGACCGGAAGCUGGGGAAGACGAGAGGGAAAAUUGGGAUAGUAAGCUCACUUUUCUAUUAGCAACCGUUGGAUAUGCUGUUGGACUCGGAAACGUAUGGAGAUUUCCAUAUCUCGCUCAGAAAAAUGGUGGAGGUGCAUUUUUAAUCCCGUACUUCGUAAUGUUGGCUAUCGAGGGUAUUCCCAUAUUCUAUUUAGAAUUGGCGAUUGGCCAGAGAUUACGAAAGGGUGCUAUUGGUGUGUGGAAUCAGGUUUCUCCGUACAUGGGUGGUAUCGGAAUAAGCAGCGCUGUAGUAUCCUUCAAUGUAGCUCUUUAUUACAACACUAUUAUCGCUUGGUGCCUCUUUUACUUUGUCCAAAGUUUCCAAUCACAGCUACCAUGGGCAGAGUGUCCCAACAUCUACUUUCAGAAUGGAUCGUACGCACCCGAGCCAGAGUGUGUGGUAAGCAGUCCCACGCAGUACUUCUGGUAUCGAACGACUUUGAUGAUCUCCGAUGACAUUAAUACUCCAGAGUUAUUCAAUUGGAAGAUCGCAUUGGCGUUAGUUAUCGCCUGGAUUCUCGUUUACAUGUGCAUGAUCAAGGGUAUCGCGUCUUCAGGGAAGGUUGUGUACGUGACUGCCACAUUUCCGUAUAUAGUUUUAAUUAUUUUCUUCUUUCGCGGUGUUACUUUAAAGGGAAUGUCUGACGGUCUGCGACAUCUUUUUACUCCAAAGUGGUGGAAGUUAACCGAUCCUGUGGUCUGGUUAGAAGCGGGCACACAAAUAUUCUUUUCCCUUGGUUUGGCGUUUGGCGGUCUGAUCGCAUUUUCUUCUUACAACCCCGUAAAUAAUAAUUGUUAUCGAGAUGCCAUUAUGGUUAGUUUGACAAAUUGUUUCACUUCUAUGUUCGCUGGGAUCGUGGUAUUCUCUAUCAUCGGGUUCAAAGCUACCUUGGUUUACGAACGUUGUUUAUCAGAAAGAAAUUCUACUCUAAUGAACAUUUUUGGUCAGAUUGAUAAAAUUCCAGACGAUAUACCAAUCAGUGGAACACUCUUAAAUAUCACCACAGGGAAUGGAACGUUGGACAAUUUAAUCAUGCCAGAAUUACCUGAAUGUGAUCUUCAAAAAGAAUUAGAUAAUUCAGCAUCAGGUACAGGCUUAGCGUUUAUCAUAUUCACGGAAGCAAUCAAUCAAUUUCCGGGUGCCCAAUUUUGGUCCGUGUUAUUCUUCCUGAUGUUGUUCACAUUGGGCAUUGAUUCACAGUUUGGUACCCUCGAGGGUGUAGUCACGAGUAUCGUGGACAUGAAAUUAUUUCCCAACCUUCGAAAAGAGAUCCUUACAGGUGGUAUUUGUUUGGUUUGUUGCGUGAUUUCAAUGGCAUUCGCCCAUGGUGCUGGUAGCUAUGUUUUUGUACUGUUCGACAAUUUCAGUGGAAACUUUCCUCUGCUGAUUAUCGCCUUCUUCGAAUGCAUCGCAGUAUCAUACGUGUACGGUCUAAAGAGAUUCGCCGAUGAUAUCGAACUGAUGACUGGCAACCGUCCAGGCCUUUAUUGGCUAAUCUGUUGGAAAUAUCUCAGUCCGUUAGCCAUGCUGAGCAUUUUAGUUGCCUCGGUCGUGGAAAUCCUUGUCGAUGGAAGUGGUUAUCCAGCUUGGGUUGCCAGCAAAGGUAUCACAGAGAAGCACGAGUGGCCCAUGUGGUCCAUUGGUCUCAUUGGUCUUCUUAUUCUUGCCUCUGUUCUUUGGAUUCCUGCAGUUGCUAUUUGCAGACUUUUUGGAAUACUGAUAAUCGAGGAUAACGAGAAGGCCUGGUUCCCCGCGGCCGAUUUGAAAGAAUUCCAUGGGAUCGUGCCCCAUGAAGUAACACCAGCCGAAACUUUGUUAUUCUGUAUAAGAAGCGACGGGUCAGAGGGUUUGUGUUGCCCGACCGGUGGUCCCAGCGACGACGACGAGGAUCUCACCUAGGAAUGGUUAUCCACGUGCAUGUUGGAUUAACAUGUGUUUAAAUGGUUCAAAGACCGAGAAACAGCAUUUUUUUACCCGAUAUCAACGUUGAUGAUUAAUUAUAAAUUUCAUUCCUUGCCUCGGUUUAAUAUUGAUACUUGACGAUAUCCUUCCUCUUUGUUUUUUAGCGUAUUACAAGGGGGUACCGUGUCAAUUACUCUAAAUAUGACAUUUAUAUAAUUCAGUCUAUAUUUAAGAUUUAACGACCUUUUUCAUAGACGGUGUUUCAUAAAUAAGAGAAUCUAGGACAUGGUUAGAUUGAAAACUAAGCAAAGUACAGAUAAAUUUGGAAGUAUUAAAAUCACUAAGGGUUGUUUUUCGUUUAUAGACGUGUCUCUCUGCUGUGUUUCGAGUCUCUGAAUCAUUUAACGAUGAUAAACAUGUCAAUACUCAUUCAGAAGGUAAGUCUGAAUAAUAAUAUGAAAAGAAAUAAAUGAAGGGGAUAGAAAAGGUAAUAAGAAACUGGAAGUUUUACUUAAAGAAAAAAAUAAAAUUCAAGUUGAAUUUGCAGUUUCUUGAUUUAUACAAAUAUAGAUACAUCUCAGUUAUUGAAUUUUAUAGUUUAAUUCAAUUUGUUCUUCAUGCUGGUUAUAUCAUAUUAAAGAAAUUUAUGAAACAAAGUUAUAAUUGAGAUAAAAGGAACUAGAGGCUAUUGGAAGUUGAAUAAUAUUAAAAUAUUUAAAUACUAAAAAUAAAACGAAAAAGGUAUACGUGUAAAAUAUUAUAAAGGGGAAGUUAUCAUUUUAUCAUUUUACACUGUUCAGAUGUUAUCUUUUUUCAGUUUCAAAAAUUGAAAUGGCUAAUUUUAAAAGAAUUAUUAUUUUAUGAAUUCGUAGGUAUAGAUUACGAUUGAGGGUGCUCGGGGGUUAAUUCUUUAUUCUGAUCAUAUCAUUGUGUGUUACCUUUUAUGAAUUCAUACAAGCUAUAUUCGAAAAUUUCAAUAAGUAUGGAAGAAAGAAGGUAACCGAGAAUCAUAUCAAAAUCUUGUUCAAGGGAAUGACCAAAUUUGAUGGAUUUUUAUAGUUGAUAUCCCACUGUAGCUGUGUUUUUAAUUGAUAUCAUCAGUUAUUUUAAUGAAACUUCAACAUAUCUCUCUCGUCGAAUUUGUAAGCUUUAUUUCUGUGUAAUCUAUCGAGCAUGGUACUUUUCUGAAGGGAAAAAUGGAAAAACCUGAUUUUCAGUUUGAGAACAAGAUUAACCUACCCCAUGAUUUUAUUUUUUGGACUAAAAUUCAUCCCCUUCUGUACCCCUUCGAAAGAGGAGGUGAGACUCCUCACCAUUCAAAAAUUCCAAGACUCUAAGUUUCUAAGAUUCUAAAUUUUCAAAAUUCUAAAAUUCCAAGAUUGUAAAAUUCUAAAAUUCUGAAAUUCGAAAUUUUCAAAAUUCCAAUUGAAACUCUUUCCCCAGGGAAGACUACUAUGUUCAGUACUGUACAAUGAAGAGUGUUCACAUGGACAGAAAGAUAGAUCAGCACGAUUGGGGUAGCUUUAUCACGAUUGAAAGUAUAUGAUAGCGAUAGAAACGAACAUGAGACGAGCGCAUGUCAAGCGUGUGAGUUUGCUUUUUGCAAUUUUCCCGUGAUUUCGUCAAUAUUCUACGACGAACGUUCGUAGCGUGUAAGGACAAUAAAAAUAAAACAAUGACGAGAAAAUCGUAACGACAAUAAUGCAAUCUAAUCGAUUGAAAUCAAAGGAAUACGACAAUAAUAAGGUCAAUGUAUGCACUGCACUAUCUUGCACAUUCGCAAAGGCCUAUCAAGAAAUUGGUGCGUCGAAGGGAUAGAAUAAAUUUCGUUCUCAUAUAUGUAUAUUUUAUAUGUUAAGUUGAAACUUCAGUUUUUUGCAAUGUUCUACCUAUUUAUAUCGUGCAAUUAAGAUAGGAUACUUUUUAGAAAAAUUUUAUAAUGUUGAGGAAUUGGUUUCUCAACUGAUAUAAAAAAACUUUUCAAAAAUUCUUUCAAAUCAACGUUUGAAAUUGGUCAUUUACGAAAAGGAGAAAACUAAAUCUAUUCCUUCGAUAGGGGAGAAAACUGUUCACUAGCAGAGACUAGAACAGUAGCGAGAUGCGCCUAAUCGCGUCUAUUUGUACUUCGGAUCUCUCUAUUUUGUAUGUGCGCUUUUGGGUAUGGUCUUUAACUCUUUCUAAUAAAUUCUCGAUAUCACAAAUUCUCAUAUACCAUUCCAAUUGAAGCGGUUUGGAAAAGAGAGAGUUGCAGAACUCGCACACAAUACCGAAAAUUAGUCUAUCGUUAUGUAAGAAUGAGCAGAUUAUCUUUAUCUUCGAUUAAGUGAUAGUUGUAUAUUCGUUCUUUUUUUCUGUUUACCAAGAAGGUGCUAAACUACGAUAACAUAAGCGCGAUUUAAUAUACAUAGCCUAUAUACAGGAUGUUUCAUACAAUUAGACCAAACUAUAACUUUAACGUGAUAAAAGAUACAAAAAAAAAAAAUAUUAAUAAGAAUAUUAAUUUCUUGGGGAUAUUCUGAUAGCAUUUUUAUCUAUCUUCUACCGUUUUGAAGCUAUAGCUUGACCCAGUUAUGUGGGACACCUUGUAUAAAUAUCGUUAAUGUACUUGUUAAGAUCCUGUUAUCGAAUUAAUGAUUGCCCCGAAAAUUGUGUUACUCUCAACCGAUUAGUGAUUUACUCGUACUCGCAUAUUAUGAUUAUUCAUAUGAUGUAGCUGUAAAUAAUUGUUGAAGUGUCUUUUAAAAUGUAAACCGACAAUAAGUGGAGGAUGUAAAUCUGCCGCGUGAAACACGAUAAAUUUCCCUUGCGAUGAAUAGUACAAAUAUUUCUUUCACUAUUAUAUGUUUCGCGUGCGUUCUUUCGGAACACGAAACAUACGAAUAUCGAACAAUAAUUCAUUCGAUUGAAUUUUCAGUUUUCAUAUCAUUUUCAAAAUUUCGGGACUCGAAAGACUACGUUAGUGUAUAGAGUGUGCUGAUGUUGUUUAAUGGUUUUCUAUUAAAUUUUCUACUAUAUCGUGUUCCUCCAUGUUUUAACGAUUAUAUGGAACACUUGACAUUUUUAGAACGGAUGUCAUCGCAAUACUUUUACUGCGAUAUCGUUAAACUGAGCAUGGCGUCUUAUGACGUCACUCGGUAGAGACAGGUCUGUCGUCUUAUUACGCCAUCCGCGCCGAAAGCGUUAAUACUUAUUGCUCAGAAUGAUAAAACAAAAUUAAGUAAGCGGUACAAAUACAAAAUGGAGUAACGAUUAUUUGCCCCAUAAAUAAGACAAUAAUUAAUGGACAAUAAUAAAGAGUCUUAAUAAUAAGAUUCUCUUAUUAUAAAUUGUAACAGCGCACUUUAUACAUUUACACGCUAAUUUAAAGUCCGUUGGAUUCAUAUCAAUAUCAGUGGAAUGAACGAAAAAAAAAUGUUAAUGAAACGUAUCAAUAUUACAAGAGAAUACUACGUGCUUAAUCAACGAUAGGAGGAAUGGAAUAUCACUAUUUUCUAAGUUUCGAAUUUGUUCAAUUCUGUUCGUUGUAUUUAUACAUAUCCUACUAAGUUUCGAGAAAAGGUGUGUGAAGUCGUGUCCAUCCAUAUUUAAGAUGCAAUUAAUAGCAUGAAACAAGAGGAUUGUUUAUUCGAAGAGACACGAAUUUAGGCUGUAAAGUUAGUUGUCAGAGAUGAUUCGCGUUAUCAAAGUUUUAUUAACGAUACGUCAGGUAUCAGGUAAUCAACGUCGAUGUAGCUUGCAAUAAUAAAUAAGAAUAUACAGGUGCGGACGAUAGCUAACGUUAUGAUUAUAUAUAAAAAUCUAAUGAGUAUAUAUACACUGAUAUUACGUAUACGUAAACUGUACAUAUAUAUAUUGUUGUCAGUUGAAUGUUAAAAUAAAUACCGUGCGUGGA